Molecule: messenger RNA, 893 nt
Organism: Charadrius vociferus (killdeer)
Lineage: Eukaryota; Metazoa; Chordata; Aves; Charadriiformes; Charadriidae
Gene: RAB8A
Product: RAB8A, member RAS oncogene family
Exons: 7
Biological process (GO): Golgi vesicle fusion to target membrane; neurotransmitter receptor transport to postsynaptic membrane; regulation of exocytosis
Cellular component (GO): endosome; dendritic spine; trans-Golgi network transport vesicle
Molecular function (GO): GTP binding; GTPase activity
Source: RefSeq, a predicted model, not a curated record
UUUUCAGGUAUCGAUUUUAAAAUUAGAACUAUAGAGCUAGACGGCAAGAGAAUCAAACUGCAGAUAUGGGAUACUGCCGGGCAGGAGCGAUUUCGGACGAUCACAACUGCCUACUACAGAGGAGCGAUGGGCAUUAUGUUAGUAUACGACAUCACCAAUGAAAAGUCUUUUGAAAAUAUUCGGAACUGGGUCAGGAAUAUUGAAGAGCACGCGUCGCCAGAUGUUGAAAAAAUGAUCCUUGGGAACAAAUGUGAUGCAAAUGACAAAAGACAAGUUUCUAGAGAGCAAGGGGAGAAGCUUGCUGCAAGUUUCGGAAUUAAAUUUAUGGAGACCAGUGCAAAAGCAAACAUAAACAUAGAGAAUGCAUUUUUCACACUUGCAAGAGAUAUCAAAGCAAAAAUGGACAAGAAGUUGGAAGGCAAUAGCCCGCAAGGCAGCAACCAGGGAGUCAAAAUCACACCAGACCAGCAAAAGAAAAGCAGCUUUUUCCGAUGUGUUCUUCUGUGAGGGACACGGCCUUAAUCUGAGCAUCCGCUCGGCUGAACUGGACUGUGCCUGUUCUGAGUGAGAUUUCCUCUGUCUGUGGACUUAGCAUUUUCAACAUACCUUGUCACUUUGUGACCAUCUGAAUAAGAAAUUGUUUAUUUUAGUAAUUGUCUGACUCUUCAAUUUUGGAGACGAAACAAGUUUAUUUUUGUCAGGUUGCCACUGGGCAUGUGUAUUGUCUAGCAGAGGGAGUACAGAUCAAACGUGACCUGUGAUACAGCACCUUUGCUGACAGGCUUCGAUCUUUUUGUUCGUAUCUGUAAUGUAUCCAAAUUAGAAAGAUGAAGUUAUGAUCAAAAGAAGAAACUGAAAUGCCAAUAUUAAUAAACUACAGGUAUGCGUACAUG